Molecule: messenger RNA, 1704 nt
Organism: Scaptodrosophila lebanonensis
Lineage: Eukaryota; Metazoa; Arthropoda; Insecta; Diptera; Drosophilidae
Product: activator of 90 kDa heat shock protein ATPase homolog 1
Exons: 4
Coding region: 301-1389 (362 amino acids)
Biological process (GO): protein folding; positive regulation of ATP-dependent activity
Cellular component (GO): cytosol
Molecular function (GO): ATPase activator activity; protein-folding chaperone binding
Source: RefSeq, a predicted model, not a curated record
UUAGCAUUUGAGACCAACUACUCAUUUCAACUAGGGUGCAAACAUAUGAGGCUGGUCAUUCGUCGUUUUUCCAAUUUCCAAGUACGGUCACACUUUAUAUUUUUGGCCAUCAGAGUUCUGGAAGAUUCGUAACAUUUUGCCUAAAUCGUUAAGCUCGCGGACCUUUUUGAGGGGCAACAGUCAAAUACAGUGACACCGCAAAACGCUACAAACGCACUGCCGGCACACUCAGAAGAAAAACCCUCCGCACCCCUAUAUAGAAGACAAUCGUUCAGAACAGAAUAUUAGCACGCGAUUAAAAUGGCCAAAUGGGGAGAAGGAGAUCCGCGUUGGAUUGUUGAGGAGCGCCCCGAUGCCACGAACGUGAACAAUUGGCACUGGACAGAGAAGAAUGCGACACCCUGGUCAAAGGAGCGACUGCAUCAGCUGUUCCAGGACUUUAAAAUAGAACGAAACGAUAUCGAUUGCAUUGUGGAGGGCGUGGACAAGUGCAGUGGCGAGGCGACGGUCAACAAUCGCAAGGGCAAGCUUAUAUUCUUUUACGAGUGGGAGCUGGUGCUUAAAUGGUCCGGAUGCCUGCUUAAAAACAGCAAACUCAGUCACAAGGGCAAGCUGACAAUACCGAACUUGUCGGAGGAGAAUGAUUUGGAUGAUGUGGAGAUCACUGUGACAAUUGACGAGUCCAACGACGAGUCGGAGACCCUUAAGCAGUUUAUGUACAAUGUGGGUCGCGACAGUAUACGGAAGCAGCUGGGCGUCUAUAUCAAGGAGCUGAAGGAGGAAUACUCGAAGAACUUAAUACUACCAAAGAAGGGCGCCGAGAACAAUGGCCCAGCGUUGGCCGAUACUCAGCUAAGGGAUGCGAACAACGCCAAGAAUGCUGCGCAGAAGGCAGCGACGGCCGCAGGAGGAGGAACGAAUUCGCAAACCACAACCAAAACAUCCAAUAGUGGGACAAAUGUGGGCUGCAAACUAGAUGUGCGCUCCCUAUCCAUGGCCGAGGAGUUCCACUGCAACGCCAACGAUCUGUACAAUGCGCUCACGAAGCCCGACAUGGUUACUGCAUUUACACGCGCGCCGGCGAAGGUGGACGCCGUGCGUGGUGGCGAAUUCGUCUUGUAUGGCGGCAACGUUUUGGGCAAGUUUGAGGAACUCGUGCCGGAAAAGAAAAUACAACAGAGCUGGCGCCUGAAAAACUGGGCCUCUGGUCACUACUCGAAUGUCACUAUAGAGCUGGAGGAAACCUCCUCGAGCACCAUGAUGACGCUAAAGCAGACCGGCAUCCCCGCCUCCGAGUACGAAGCGAUGAGAACCAAUUGGCAUCGGUAUUAUUGGCACAGCAUCAAGCAGACAUUUGGCUUCGGCACCUCCAUAGCUGAUGCCCUAUAAAUUAUAAUUAUGUAUAUCCAUGGAACGCACUCAUUCACGAUUUCGACGAGCCUGCAAUACCAUAGGAGUUCCACUAUUUCUACGCCGCUGUUCGUUGAAAACCACUGCAUAACAUUUAUGUAUAUUUGUAAAUGGUACACGCAUAUAUACAAAAAUCGUACGACUCUUCUAGCUAUAAUUUCUGUGAGGCUGCGCCCUGCUUAUCUUAAAACAUACAUACUUAUUUUUGAAAUUGGUAUUUAAAAAAGGGAAUGUUUUCGCUAUCAUUGUCCAACCGCGAUGGCAGUAAUAAAUACCUUAAGUUUAGUAAACCUA